GCUGUUGCUCGAGCGGCGCACUUGUGUUCGCGGGGAGGAUCAGCACGCGCGCGCGUGUGUCGUUUUCUCCUUUCCCUCUGACGGACAUGACGCGCGAACUGUUGUAGCGGUUUUCGCCCGGCCAAAGGGUAUCAAUUCACCUAAACUCUUCUUCGUCGCGCCGCGUUCUUCCCUCCCGUCAUCGCUCUCACGACGCACACGCGAAACAUACAUACGCACUCUCUCUCUCUCUCUCUCUCUUUCUCUCUCCCCCGUUGUCCCUCGAUCCCUUCCUCCCGCCGGGGCAAGCCGAAAACUCGUUAUGCUCCGGGUUUCUCGAACCGGUAACACUUCGUGAUUAGCGUGCGCGCACGCGAGAGAGAAAGAGAGAGAAGAGAGAGUGAGUGAGAGAGAGUGCUCGAUCUUCGGCCAUCGUCGCCCUCGUCUUCCUCGCGCGGUGUCGUUCGAGAAAACGUCAAGAUGCGCCGCAUCGUGAGGACGUGAACGGAAUAUCGCGAAGGAUUUCGGGAAGUGCGCCGGCCGCAGCUUGACAUUGCGACGAAGAACGGCCUCCGCAUCGACGGAGGAGUGCGUUUCGGGAGGAUGCGCAGCUGAACGGAUUAUCGUUCCGCUCCGCAGCUGUCUCUGCGGCGGCAGUCAUGAACAGCUCCUGAUCGCGGACUGCCGCGACAGGGUGGAUGCGGUCAUUCGUUGGCGACCCAUCGUCUCUUCACGCAAGUCGCAGAGCGGAACCAGAGGAGGCUGUAGGAUGAGCAUCUUAGCCAUUGCCCGCAGGAACUGGGCGCUACGCCUGUCAGUGGUGCUGAAUGUGUGCGUGCUGCUGUACGUGUGCGCCAACAUCGGCUCCUCCGGACCGUGGAUCGAGGAACCGCCGACCAACUGGGCGGCGCCGCUCCAGCCGGAGAGCUACGGCGCCAUCGAUCUCGUAAAUGGCACUCAGAAGGGCGCCGCAUCCUCGUCGGCAGCAUCCGCCGUCAAGGAUGCCAGGACGAGCGGCGCCGCCGGUCCCCUCAGGAGCAAGCUCCUCGUCACCACGACGCCCAACGGGGCCAAGGUCGAGGCUCUCGACAAGUCGGAGCAUAAUCAGACGGUGAGGAACGGCACGACGGUCGCGCGGCCGGUGGCGAUGAGCCUGAAGGAGGCCAUUUCCUGCAACGAGAAGUCGACCGAGCCGAGGCGGGCGCAGCGGGGCGACUACUGGGUGCUCUAUAAUUACGUGCCGAUGAGCAUGGCGGUGAGAUGCUGGGAGAGCGUGACGUACACCACGCACGCCGACUACACGUUCCUGGACAAUCUGGAGCCGCUGCUGGAGCGCUGGCGGGCGCCGAUAUCGAUCGCCAUGCACGCGCCCGGCACCGACUUCCCGGCGACCCUCGACGCCAUCAGGUACUCGAGAAACUGCGGUAGCCCCUUGGUCUCGCAGCUGGUAACCUUCCACGUCUUCUUCAGCAGCAAACACGUGCCAAAAGCGGUGCCGCCGUCAGAGCAGAUCGUCUCCGACACGUACAACUGCUCGCUCGGACCGCCAUGGGUGAACGUCAGCCUCUCGAAGAUGUACAAGAACGACAAGAAGUUGCUGUACCCUGUGAACGUGGGUCGCAACGUGGCGCGGGAAUCCGCGCCCACCCUCUACGUGUUCCCCAGCGACAUCGAGCUGUACCCCAGUCCGAAUCUGCCCGCCAAGUUCCUGGAGAUGAUUCGCAGGAGGGAUCAGCCGGCUCUCUACAAGCCGAAUCCCAAGGUCUUCGUGCUGCCCAUUUUCGAGGUGGACGGCAAGAGCCUGCCGCCCAACAACAAAACUCACCUGGUGCAGAUGCUGAAGGCGGGCACCGCCAUACCAUUCCACAAGAAACUGUGCUCCGGCUGCCACAACGUGCCGAAGAGCAAGGAGUGGCAGGAAGCGACCGAGACGGAGGGUCUGCACGUGUUCCACAUCGGCAAGAGAACCGGUAGCUUCGUACACUGGGAGCCGAUCUUCAUCGGGACCAAUAACGAUCCUCUUUACGACGAGAGACUCAGUUGGGAGGGGAAGAGCGAUAAAAUGACGCAGGGUUACGCGCUCUGCGUUCUCGACUAUGACUUCCUCAUCCUGGACAACGCGUUUCUGGUGCACCGGCCGGGCAUCAAGAUCUUCAAGAAGGAUCCGCACCGCGACCUGCUCACCGCCAAGACGAACGCGCUCAUCAAGAAGAUCAUCAUACCGGAGCUGAAGGUGCUGUACGGCACGCGCAAAGGCUGCGCGGUGUAGCCCGUGGAGUCACGGGCACGACGCGGGCGUGUGCUCUACAGGUGCCUGUCUGUAAGAUUGCCCUCUUGUCAUCGCGCGGCGAGCCGAGGAAUGGUUCGUUGCGAUCUACGGAAGCCUCCGUAGUAGCCUGUGAACUCUCCACAUGUCAACGAACGAACGAAUUAAUGUUGCGCACAGUCAAUAUUUACAGUGUGAGUUCUCCGAACAACAACGGACCUCUUGUGCUCCCGCGAUAAAAGCGUCAUCACGAAGCAUUUACGUCACUCGGCGAUUGAAGAACGUUGAGGCAAGAACGCGAGAGAAGUGUGAUGAUGCACGUAGCGACACUAAAGUUAGUCCUGAUGGUAAUUCUCUUAGCUUUCGUAAAAAAAGGGACAGAGAACAAGGGAAGAAGGACAUAGCGUGUAAAAAAAUCGUACCACUUAUUUUUCACGCGACAGGA
Molecule: messenger RNA, 2690 nt
Organism: Dinoponera quadriceps
Lineage: Eukaryota; Metazoa; Arthropoda; Insecta; Hymenoptera; Formicidae
Product: beta-1,4-glucuronyltransferase 1
Exons: 6
Coding region: 749-2248 (499 amino acids)
Source: RefSeq, a predicted model, not a curated record